Molecule: messenger RNA, 3960 nt
Organism: Cryphonectria parasitica EP155
Lineage: Eukaryota; Fungi; Ascomycota; Sordariomycetes; Diaporthales; Cryphonectriaceae
Exons: 4
Coding region: 273-3938 (1221 amino acids)
Source: RefSeq, a predicted model, not a curated record
CAAAACGGCGAUGGUCGAUAUGUAAAUUUACACUGAUGACUAUGAGAGCAUUUCAAACCGAGAGAGAAAUAGCGGCAUGACUUAGCGACACAGACACAGGCAUACAAGUAACGCUAAGACCAGCCUCUUUCAACCGACCCAUGAACUCUACCACCUUCGACUUCAUCCCUCAACCCUCCAAGUUUGAUAGCCAGCUGGUCAAGACUCAUUCCUGAAGUGGGUAGUGCACCUGGGGCUUCGUGGCCAUCUGGGACCACUGAUCGUCAUCUAGCAUGGACGAAUAUGCUCCCUGCAGCUUGGAUUUCUGUCUGCCCUUGGCUGUCUUCCUGGGCCUCCCAGCCAACUAUGUCCAGGAGUCUGCCCUUGAUCCUGGAUAUAAGGAGGGUGCUGUUCUGAUACGGUCGGAACCGCCACCUGUUGAAGGAGAGCAGGUCGCAGCCCUGAUUCAGCACAUCCGGAACUCGGAUGCAUCUGGGCUACCAUGGAACGGGAGGGCCACGGCCAACGUGAGAUACAAGUUCAGGUUCAGGACCGCUGGAAGGAGUUAUCUCCUUCCCCCCAAGCUGGCUGGCCUCCCAGAAGAUUUCGAGAUUCCACCGUCUCAGGCCGUCCUCCACUCGCCCUUCUCGCCCCUGAGCCCCUCAUCCACCCUCUAUCCCGACGGGCUGAUCGAUACGACCUGGCUUAAGAAGCAUCAGGAGUUAAUACCAAGCGUGUUUCUGUGUCUCUACAGUCUCACGGCAGACGCGACUUUGGCAACUCUGCACGACAAUAAGAUCAAGACCGAUAUUGGCGUGCUGAGAAACGCGAUCGCGCAGUCUGGGUGCAAGUCGAAGCUCGCUGUCAUCAUCCUGGUGGACAACUCGUCUGGGGCACAGGAGAGGUUGGAGAACAUACGCAGAGGCAGUGGGCUCGAUCCCAAGUCCUUCUUCGCCACUCCGACAGGCGCGUCGCCUGAGGAGCUCGGUCGGAUCCUCGACAAUGCCCUAACAACCAUCUAUGCGCAGGCCAUUGAUUACUACCGCGACCAUGGCAAGCAGGCCAGGAAGAAACGGGGUCGUGGAGUAGCUCCUCAACCCACCGUGCCACCCACAUCCGGCACCUCUCAAACCCUAUCGCUGGCGGGCUGGCAGGUGCGCUACGAUUUCAAGUCUGCUAUCUGGGCCGAGUACCGUCAGGAGAUGGAUGCAGCCCUGCGGUCGUUUGAGCAGGCGUACGAGAACCUUUUCGGACCCGAGGUCAUAGAGGUUAUACCAAGCUGGAGUCCCAGGUGGAACCAGGCCAGACUGCUGGCAGACAUCAUCGCCGUGAGGUGCAUCCGCUGCUUGCUAUGGAGUGGCCAACACACCGCUGCUGUCCGCCGCUGGCAGUCCCACCGGGACAGGGCGACCGAUCUUGUCGACCGGCUCGGUCAUGGGACCAACACCUACGGCUGGGAGGCCUGGGAGGCACGCUGGGCGGUGCUCAUGGCGAACCUCAUCGAGAAGGCUGACAUUCCCGAUUUCGAUCACUCCGUCGCCACCAUUUUCUUGCCACCAGAGAAGACAGCGCUGGCAGAAAGAUUGCAGCCGUGGGAGCUGCUCCACCACCCAGGCUACUGGUAUCGUAUGGCGGCUCGUCACACCUUUGCCCGGCGCAGGCUUGCCUACUCGAUGCCCGAGGACGAUAGGAGGUCGCCUAGUCAGUCUCCAGCUUCGAAGCUGGCAUCCAAAGCCUUCACCUACGACAACUACAUGUGUCCAGAGCCGUACGAGGAACUGCCCUUGGCCAGCUCAGGGGUCAACCAUUCUCAGAUAAUAUUAGACCAGUUGCUCUCUGCACAGUCUUACUUCGUCAAAAAGAGACAGCAGCGCCUGGCUGCCGAGGUUUCUUUGGAGUGCGCCAAGGAACUCGCCACGGUAAAGGACUGGGAACAUGUCGUCAAGAUCUUGCGUCCAUUCUGGGACGAGAUGUCUUUUCGGCGUGACGGGUGGCCAGAGAUUACCGAGGACAUGUGCUGGGUCUUGAGAACUGCGGCAGUGGAGACUGCGCAGGCAGACUUGGUGGUCUCCAUUGAUUGGGAGCUAUUGAACCAGAGGUUUCCGAAACGUUCCAACUGGCAUUACGACCUAUCAAAAUCCCUCGAAGGAAUUGACGCACCCAAGCCUUCAAUUGAGGUCAACGACGAAUCAGGCACCUCUUUUCUGACGGCUUCCUUCGUCUUCCGGCAUGAGGAGGGCAAGGCUGGGCAGAGGUGUCAGGCUCAGCUGUCUAUAAAGUCAAAUGCCGCUCCAGGUUCUGCGCCAGUCGUCCUGGAGAGCAUUCUUCUUCGGUUCGAUGGCAGCAUCAAACCAAUUCUCUUAACGCAUAGCCCGGGACAUGUCAACAAAGGUCCUGAUCGAGAUGCUGUCUCUAUGAGCUUUCCGACUUUGACCGAGCCCAGCUCCAAUGCGGAGCAGGACGAUGAGGAGGUUCCAAGCGCCGGGUCUGCCUUGCAAAUGCACGGGACCAGCGAUCUGACGCUGGUUGCUGGCCACACUGCCGUGAUCGAGAUGAAUAUACCGUUGAGGGAGCCUGGCGAGGCCAGCAUCUCAUCAGUCACGUUCACAGUCAACACGGACACAUUCACUUUGACACACAAUGCCAGCAUUCAGAACGCUGGGAAAGGCCAUGUCUGGCACUCGGGGACAACAAGGAGACGCAUGGCUCGAACACAUCCGCAAUCCAUACGUGUCCUACCACGACCGCCGAAAAUGGAGAUCAAGGAAACUAACCUCCUCGACCAAUACUAUACCAACGAGACCAUCGAGCUGGAUUUCGACAUCAUCAACGAGGAGGACGCAGACGCAACUGCCAAGGUGGAUAUCACUGUUCUGAGUGAGGACCCGCCAAACUUCAGGCUGAGAGCUGCAGACGGGGCAGAGAGUCGAGCGCUGGCAGACGGCGAGGAGUCGAGUCUCCAGGAUGCCCCCCUAGGCCCAAUCAAUGCCUCUGAAGCAACCCGCAUUAGCGUAAUUCUUACAGCGGCAGAGCGGACGACUGCUUACACAGUGGCGCUGAAGGUAUCAUACAGCCUUGUCACUGAUCCUGCCACCACGAUUAUCCAGUCAGCCACCUAUCGGAUCGCUGUGGCCAGUCCGUUCGAAGCAAACUAUGAACUGCUUCCCCGUCUCCAUCCGGAGCCGUGGCCAAGCCUGUUCGACCACGAGGGGGUUCAAAACACGUCAGCCGAGAGCCCCGUUCCAAGCCACGGUUUAGCUCAAGCAUGGUGUCUCGUGACGCGUUAUGCCUCGUUCGCCUCGGAGAAGCUGAAGGUAACAGACCUGGACAUCGAAAUCGCCCCAGCGCACGGUGUGCACUGUCAGGUCUCGAAGCGGACAGCCCUUCCGGCAGAAGGUCUCGAGGUCAGUCCGAAAACGAUCGAGGAGACGCAAUUCGACGUCGCAGUGAAGCGAGCCAGCCUGGACGAGCGAAACCCGAUAGGCCUCGACGUCUCCUUCGCAAUCGAGUGGGCUCGAGUUGAUAGCGAGCCGGGCACUGUCAACCGCACACUACUCGCGGUUCCGAGGCUCCCCGUCUUCAACACAGAACCCCGCGUCCUCGCGUCUGUGUGCUACACGGAUGGACAGAAUGGGGAGGACAAGGCCCUGAUGCUGCUGGACAUCACGAUCGAGAAUGCCUCGAAUCACUUCCUGACUUUUGGGCUGACAAUGGACCCAAGCGAUGAGUUCGCUUUCUCGGGUGCGAAGCAGACGACGUUAAACCUGCUGCCGGUCUCGCGGAGGACGAUGACCUACCGUCUACUACCGCUGGUCAAGGGCGGGAGCUGGGUCAGGCCUAACCUGACGGUGAGGGACAAGUAUUUCCAGAAGGUGUUGCGGAUCGUACCGACGGAGGGCCUGAAGAUGGAUAAGGAUGGCCUGCUGAUCUAUGUUCCACCGGUCCACGGAGACGAAUAGGAACAAGAACAUAUCAAACCCC